Messenger RNA from Alligator sinensis (Chinese alligator), 1389 nucleotides. RefSeq names its product selenoprotein I (gene SELENOI). Gene Ontology annotation, molecular function: ethanolaminephosphotransferase activity. Lineage: Eukaryota; Metazoa; Chordata; Crocodylia; Alligatoridae. Gene Ontology annotation, cellular component: endoplasmic reticulum membrane; Golgi apparatus. The transcript is spliced from 10 exons. Gene Ontology annotation, biological process: phosphatidylethanolamine biosynthetic process. The record is from RefSeq and is a predicted model, not a curated record.
AAUGUGGGUGGAACAUAAAGACAGGGCUGUCGUAUCUUGCUGAGGCAACACAGGCUUUAUUAAGUACAGUGCCGUGGACAGCAACCCGCUCUCCCUGUAUGUCAUGCAUCCGUUCUGGAACACGGUGGUGAAGAUUUUCCCCACUUGGCUGGCCCCAAAUCUGAUAACCUUUUGUGGCUUCCUUCUGCUUGUCUUCAACUUCUUCCUCAUGGCAUACUUUGACCCUGAUUUUUAUGCUUCUGCACCUGAUCAUGUGCACGUUCCAAAUCGAAUAUGGAUCAUGGUGGGUCUCCUCAACUUCAUGGCAUAUACGCUAGAUGGUGUCGAUGGGAAGCAAGCUCGCCGAACCAACUCCAGCACCCCACUGGGUGAGCUCUUUGACCAUGGCCUGGACAGCUGGGCCUGCAUGUACUUCGUCGUGACUGUUUACUCCACCUUCGGCCGGGGAUCCACUGGAGUCAGUGUCUUCGUUCUCUAUCUCCUUCUAUGGGUGGUUUUAUUUUCAUUCAUCCUCUCCCACUGGGAGAAGUAUAACACAGGGAUUCUCUUCCUGCCCUGGGGAUAUGACAUCAGCCAGAUGACCAUUUCCAUUGUCUACAUAGUGACAGCGAUUGUGGGAGUUGAGGCCUGGCACGCACCUUUCCUGUUUAAUUUCUUAUAUAGAGACCUAUUCACUACAAUGAUUCUUGGUUGUGCAGUCACAGUGACUCUGCCAAUGAGUGUGUACAACUUUUACAGGGCCUAUAAAAGUAACACCCUGAAGCACCACUCACUGUAUGAAAUAAUACUGCCAUUUCUCUCACCGGUGUUACUGUUUGCUCUGUGCACUACCUGGAUUUUCCUGUCGCCAUCGGACAUCCUGGAGGUCCACCCUCGGCUCUUCUACUUCAUGGUUGGAACAGCCUUUGCUAACAUUUCAUGCCAGCUGAUUGUGUGUCAGAUGAGCAACACCCGAUGCCAGCCUCUGAACUGGAUGCUGCUGCCACUAGCGGUGGUUGUUUUCGUGGUGCUGUAUGGAUUAGCACCAAAUAAUGAAACAGUUCUCCUGUACACAUUAACAGCAGUCAUCACCGUGGCGCACAUUCACUACGGAGUGUGUGUGGUGAACCAGCUAAGCAAGCAUUUCAAUAUCCGACCCUUCUCACUAAAGAAGCGCAGUACAGAUUGACUAGAAGUGGAAGAACAGAAAAUCGGCCUGCAGGCUGCAGAAGUACUGUAAAUAACUGCUGCAAAUAUCCUGUAAAUACUUCAACCAUCACCACAGAUCUAAAUUUAUCCUCUGGACAGACACUGGGGCAGCGUGUGUGUGGUAUCCAGCAUCGGCAGGGAGGGCUGGGCACGAGGUCUGGCCCCAACUGCCAUUCUUGUACCACAUGGGUAUGGAUGGGA